AUGUUCAAUUAUCUUCUUCCAUGCAAAACUCCAUUUCUGUUUUAUUCACUUUUCUGCUAUUUGUUUCUCCUGUUGAAUGCACCAUUUCCAGCUUUUGCAGUAAACACUUCUAAUGGAAAUCAGACGGAUCGGCUAGCUUUGCUUGCAAUGAAAGCUGAGAUAAUUCAUGACCCUUCUGGGGUGAUGAAGUCAUGGAAUGAUUCUGUCCAUUUCUGCAAUUGGGAAGGUGUCACUUGUGGAGUUCCUGAACAAAGAGUCACCACCUUGAACUUGAGCUCACAUGGCUUGGCGGGUUCGCUUUCUGUAUACAUUGGGAAUCUCUCUUUCCUUUCAAGACUUAACCUUGAGCUCAAUCACUUCCAUGGUGAAAUCCCACAAGAAGUUGGUCGUCUAUCCAGGCUCAGAUACUUGAAUCUCACCAACAACUCGUUUUCUGGUGAAAUCCCUUCUAAUCUCUCUGCCCGUUCUAAUCUCAUUUGGCUUCGUUUGGGGUUCAAUAAUUUGAUUGGAAGCAGCCCACAUCAGCUUGGUUCAUUGCAGAAGCUUGAGAGAGUUCAACUUCACUAUAACAAUCUUACAAGUCCACUUCCAGAAUCUUUAGGCAAUCUUUCCUCUGCUAGAUCUCUGUCCCUGGCAGUGAACAGUUUGGAAGGUACUAUUCCUGACACAUUGGGCAGAUUGAAGAACUUAGAAUUUCUUGGCCUUGGACUUAAUAAAGUCUCUGGUAUGGUACCUCCCUCAAUUUACAAUCUUUCAUCCAUGAAAAUGCUUACUUUUCCAUAUAAUCAGUUACAUGGGAGUUUGCCUUCAGACUCAGCUUUCACUCUUCCUAAUUUACAAGUCUUGAAUAUUGGUCACAACCAAUUCAGUGGAUUCCUACCGGAAUCACUGUCCCAUGCUACAAAUCUUGUUGAAUUGGAUAUCAAUGGAAGCAAUUUCACUGGAAAAGUCAAUAUCGAUUUUGGAGGCUCACCUAGUCUAUUGUGGCUAGUUCUUGCUUCUAAUUUCCUUGGGACACAAGAAAGUGGUGAUUUGCACUUUUUUGAUUUUUUGACAAGAUGCAGAAACCUUCAAGUUUUAGAUUUAAGUGAUAACCAAUUUGGAGGCAAGCUUCCAAAUUCGAUGUCAAAUCUCUCAACCCGACUUGUGACAUUGAGACUGAGUAGCAAUCAAUUGUCAGGAAGCAUCCCUACUGGAAUUGAGAACUUUGUCAACUUGACUGAAUUGACAAUUGCAAAAAACAAUUUAUCGGGGACAAUUUCUGCCAGUAUUGGUAACCUUCGGAUGCUACGAAGACUAGAUAUGUCGGAAAAUGAGUUUUCGGGCCACAUUCCAUCAUCACCAGCCAACAUCACUCAGUUGUAUUCUUUCCAUCUUGAAAAGAACAACUUUACGGGGUCUAUUCCUUAA
Messenger RNA from Ziziphus jujuba (common jujube), 1410 nucleotides. Its product is annotated as putative receptor-like protein kinase At3g47110. The record is from RefSeq and is a predicted model, not a curated record. The transcript has a single exon. The coding region runs from base 1 to 1410 and encodes 469 amino acids. Gene Ontology annotation, molecular function: protein binding. NCBI's taxonomy places the organism in Eukaryota, Viridiplantae, Streptophyta, Magnoliopsida, Rosales, Rhamnaceae.